Diospyros lotus (date-plum) is the source of this 1043-nucleotide messenger RNA. Its product is annotated as transcription factor BEE 3. The record is from RefSeq and is a predicted model, not a curated record. The coding region runs from base 58 to 915 and encodes 285 amino acids. Gene Ontology annotation, cellular component: nucleus. Lineage: Eukaryota; Viridiplantae; Streptophyta; Magnoliopsida; Ericales; Ebenaceae. Gene Ontology annotation, molecular function: protein dimerization activity; DNA-binding transcription factor activity. The transcript has 6 exons. Gene Ontology annotation, biological process: regulation of DNA-templated transcription.
CACAAACCUCUAUGAUCCAAACACCCACAGUUGGCUGAAACACAGUUUUCAUCAUCAAUGGAAGAAUUCACAACAGAUAUGCAGCAGAGUUACAGACCUUUCUCGAUCUUUGAUAUUGAUCCAAGCAUGGAGAUGGUGAGCAACUUUGGAGAGCUAAACGCAGGUGCCAUGGAGAAUCCAAACUUGAAUUCCCAGAGCCUCAUGGGCUUCUCCGUUGACAGCUUCUUUAUGCUGCAGCAGCAGCAGCCACCUGAGUUUCCGGGAAACUUGGCAGAAAAUUUUCCAGGCAUUUUCCAUCCUAAUGAUGCCAAGAGUUCGCUGCCUGUCGCUGCCGAGUCCAGUGAAAUCCAUGACAGCAAGAAAAGAAAAGCAGUAGUGGAUGUCCCAGAAAGCAGCUCCGGGAAUUCUUCUCCCCCAGUUUCUGAGGGUGGGAUUAGGAGAGAAAAUAGUUCAGGAAGAGGAAAACGAUCGAGGCGAAACGAGAAGGGGGAGGAGAAGCAGAAGGAAGUUGUUCAUGUUAGAGCUAGAAGAGGGCAAGCCACUGACAGCCACAGUUUAGCAGAAAGAGUUAGAAGAGGGAAAAUCAAUGAGAAACUCAAAUGCUUGCAAGGCAUUGUGCCAGGAUGCUACAAGACCAUGGGGAUGGCAGUAAUGUUGGAUGAGAUCAUCAACUAUGUGCAGUCCUUGCAAAACCAAGUCGAGUUUCUGUCGAUGAAGCUCACUGCAGCAAGCCGGUACUACGACUUCAGCUCCGAAACAGAUGCCAUGGAAGCAAUGCAGAGGGCAAAGUUGAUUGAAGCACAGAAGAUGCAGAGGCUUGUGGCAGAAGAGGAUCAAGGGCUAGUUUCCACUCAACUUAUUGGCUGCCUAGACAACACUUUUGGAAGCUACCCUUCAUUGCCAUACAACACAUGAAAAUGUCUCAUUUGCUUCUGUUUUCUUUCUUUCUUUCUUUUUUUAAGUUUUUGAAUCAAAUUUGUCCCCACCUAAUGCUAUAGAAUGAGAAAGAGCAAAUUACAAUUGUAUCAACCCUCACAUAUAUG